AUGGAAGAGAAAUUUACAUUACACGGACUUACUAUUACGAUAGCUUUGAAUGAUGGUAAAAUAUACGAAAGACGACCGGAUGCUAUCAUCCAAGCGGCAUGGAAACAUACGGCCGACGGUGGACAGGCACGCGCUUCCAUUGAUUAUGAUGAUCAACUUCCACAAAGUACUUCGUACAAAUCCGAAAUCGAACGUCUAUUUAUCGACUAUGCACCUUCUUCCUUCUUGACUAAGAUAACGUCGGGUCCAUUUCACGGUAUGGAUGUUCUUACCGUGAAAGUACCUGAUUAUAAUUCCACUCGUUUUCGAGAAGAUGAUCUCAUUGGAUCAUAUCAGGAAGGCUUUAACGUGGCUAAUGCAAAGAAUUGGCGUUUUGUACAACUAACGACAUUUGGUGUGUCAUCGGGCUAUGAUCCAACAGACGCAGCACAGAUUGCAUACAAAUUCUUCUCAACUUAUAACGGUAGCGUUAAGGAGAUUCGAAUUGUCUGUUGGGGCGAUAGGAUUUGCUUAAACUGGAUACGAGUUUUCAAAAAUGCACCCCAUUCAAACCAGCAACACGCAUCAUCCCAACCACAUCAUUUGUCAACUCUACAAUCCACAUCACCAACGCCUACUAGUAACGUAGCUUCAGCAUAUCCACAGUCAUCAACAUCACCAAGACCAAAUCAAACGUCAACUGUGGAAAAACAAAACGAUAAUAAAAGUGUGAAGUUUGGUCUAAAUAAUAAUUCAUUGACAGUUUGGAUGAAACAAGGAGAUCUCUCAAAAGAAAAAUGUGAUGCUGUUGUUAAUCCUACUGGACCUACCAUGGCACCCGAUGGGGGUGCUGAUCAAGCGAUCCACAAGGUCGCUGCACAGUUUUAUACUGUUCAAGUGCAAAUUGCGGUAGACCGUCAAGGUGGACAUUAUCCUGCAGGAGAAUCGAGGAUAUUUAUUAGUGAUACAAAAUGUCCUAUACCAUUCAUUAUCAAUACUGUUGGACCGAUCUAUGCUUCCAACAAUGCUCAAGAAGCCAGUAUGCAACUGCAGUCGUGCUAUGAAUCAUCGUUAGGGCUCGCUAAUCUCUACAGUUUGAGAUCGAUCUCGUACUCGGCCAUCUCGUGUGGAAAUAAUCGUUUCCCCCCACAACUAGCUGCUAAAAUCGCUUUUGAAUGUGUUCAAAAGUUUGCUGGAAAGUUAAAAGACAUCCGAUUCGUUUUAUAUGAUCCAAAAAUACUUGAAGUUUUUAUUCGCGAGUGGACGGCAUUGGCUGAGGAAACAAAUCGAGCUCCACCUCCUAAUUCACCAACGUUAUCUCAACCAGUUGUUUCGAAGCCUGCAGCGGUGCCCAUUGAAACUCAGACAGAAGACACGAAUUAUGGCAGCAAUGAGGCUCCUAGAGUACAAUCGUCAGCUACAACUAGACCAGCGUACAAUCGUGUACCAGGAAGCUCAUCACCACUUAACCAACAUAACUCUUAUAAUAACAACAACCGAAACCCUUCUGAGUCAUCGAGUCAAUAUCAUUCUACGUAUCCUUCACACAAUAGCACGAUGAAUUCAACUAUGCCAUCGAAUUCCAAACCGAAUUUGGCAAACACCAAACGUAUUUAUCAUGACGCCUACGCAACAUCCGGCAGCGUCACCCCUGCUUAUCAAUCUUCGUCAUCAAGAGAACGUUAUUUACAGGAUCAGGACAACAACGGAUAUGAAAAUGAUCGACGAAGACGACCUGAGUUGUCAUCAUCCACUGUCGCUGGUUAUCAAUCACGAACAGGAUCAUCGCAACAACAACAAGAUAUACUCUCGAGAAGACCAGGUUCAUCCGCAUCUGCUUCUACUCAUAAUGCAAGUGAUUACGAUCAAGGUCCUAGACAUGAAGAUGUCGAUUGUAUUGUUGUACCAGUUCCAGAUGAUAUUCAGGAAAAAUCUGCAAACUAUUCAUUGUUCAAAACAAUCUAUAAUCGAGCCAGUAAAGAUCUUCAGAAGGAUCUUAACCGUAAAAGUUCCAAACCAGAUUUUGUGGAGUGUUGUGAUGGUGUUGGUGGCAAUGCCGGAUUUUCGACUGAAGAUGUGACUAAUGUUCUAAUUAGAUCAAUCGAAACCCAUCGUGAUAAACUGUCUGAAGUACGAAUAGUUAUAAACGAUAGACAUGUCUGGCAAGAUUUUGAACAAAAUUUUUGUGAAAAAAGUAAAGCCAAAUUUGUGUGGAUCAGAGACGAAUUUGAAGAAGAACAGAAAGAGAAGACAGGACCGUCACAUGAUGGUGGAAAAUCAACACAAUCGACCGAAAAUAAUCACAAAAAAUCUGAUUUUGCUUUUAAAUGUUUUAGAACCACGUACAAUCAAAAUUCUCAACCAAAUACUGAAGAAUCACAGUUAUCACCUCAAACAUCAUUGAGUUCAACCAAUGAUAGUCGAUCAUCUGUGUCAAAAGGCAGAGGCCAACCAAGAUCAAUCCCCACAGCACAACCACCACAAAUGCCAAAUGCUUCCAAAAAUCAUUCAUUAUCGUUAUCGAAUACAACAUUUCUUAAUCGUCGAAUUUCUCGAACAUUUCGUAUUAAUCAAAAUAAAACAGAAUUAGUCAUAUUACAAGGUGAUAUAACAAAAACAAAAUGUGACGCUAUUGUCAACGCUGCCAACGAACAUAUGACCGGAGGCGGUGGCGUAGAUGGGGUCAUUCAUCGUGCAGCUGGUAGAGAGUUUACAAAUGCGUGUUAUGCUCAUAAGGAGAUUUUUCCCCAUAAUCGUCUACCAACUGGUCAUUCGCGUAUACUAUUGAGUUAUAACAUGUCAAAUAACAUUUCUUAUAUCAUAAAUACGGCAGGUCCGGUAUAUCAUGGAACAGAAAAAUGUGCUAUAUCAUUAAAGUCCUGUUACCGAACGUCAUUAGAGUUAGCUAAUUUGUACGAUUUAGAGUCCAUUGGUUAUACAGCUAUAUCAUGUGGUAUCUUUGGUUAUCCUACUGUAGAAGGAGCUGAAAUUGCCCUGACAACAAUUAAUGAAUUCGCUAAUAAUAUUAAAAAGGUUUACUUUGUUUUAUGGGAAGAUCAUAUUUAUGAUACAUGGUUAACAAUGGCACAAGAAUUAGGAUUUAUUACGUCAGAUACACUGCCCGGUUAUCAGCAAAGUUCUCAAACUCACUUAGAUGACAAACCAAGCCCAAGAACAUCAAGUACAGAAAAAUUCAAUCAACUCAAGCCCGUCCUCGAUUUGUCAGGUCCGAAAAUAUUAGCUGAUAGCUUAAAUAGUGAUCAAUAUUCAGUAGAUGAUUUAUCAAAGUGUUUACCCUCCCCACCGGUGAAUAGGGAAGAGGAGACUAGUUUUGAAGAGAGUGGUAAUCGUGAAAUAGAUCCUGUUGAUAUGAACAAAAAAAACAGUCAACAAAGUGAUCAACAAGUAACUGAUGGCGGAACCGAACAUGUUGCAAAACCAGUAAUAGGGAUCGUGGAUUGA
Molecule: messenger RNA, 3441 nt
Organism: Didymodactylos carnosus
Lineage: Eukaryota; Metazoa; Rotifera; Eurotatoria; Philodinida; Philodinidae
Source: the annotation of a GenBank genome assembly